Trichobilharzia regenti is the source of this 494-nucleotide messenger RNA. NCBI's taxonomy places the organism in Eukaryota, Metazoa, Platyhelminthes, Trematoda, Strigeidida, Schistosomatidae. The record is from the annotation of a GenBank genome assembly.
GGUACAUAAGAUGGUGAUGAUGAUGAAAUUGAAGUUCUGUGUACUCUUGUUGAUCGUUCAAGCGCUUACAAUAUUCAUCAAGCCAAGUGAAGCAUAUUUCAUCUACGAAGACGGCUCUCAAUCUGACAAUUCAAAGAUGAACGAUGAAACAGAAGAGGAGAAAUAUGGCAUCGUGGAGUUAGACAGGAAUUAUCCCAAUGAUCGCCCACUUGGUAAAUUUUUCUAUUGGAUUUAGUUCAAUUCGGUUUGAAUGUUCUUAAUGACGUUGAUUCAGCCCAUCUUCAUGUUGCAGUAACAGAAUAACUCAGUCUCUUGGAUCAUGUCGAAGAAGAAGAAGAAAACCUUUGCUGCCUUUUUUCUAUUACACAAUAAAUUGGUACAAACCAUUUUUUUAAAUUUCGCUUAUAACAUGUCAUGUUGGCUUCUGUAAUCUCAAAUAUUUGGUAUGUAUGUUUCUCAAAGUUAACUGAUAAAUAACAAUAUUGCACAAUUGA